UCUCAUUGCGCAUGCCUGACCCCAUUGACCCUAAUAUGGCGAAAAACAGAAAUGCAUAAAUUAAAGAGUUCACAGAAGGACAAAGUAAGGCAGUUCAUAGCCUUUACGCAGACGGGAGAGAAGUCAGCGAUCACUUGUCUCUCCGCUUUCGAUUGGAAACUGGAUGUAGCAGUUGACAACUUUUUCCAAACCCCAGACCGUUACAGUUGUGAUUCCAGAGUAACGGUGGACAGAAAGAGACUGGAACAACUAUGGGGAAGAUACAAGGAUCAAAAUGAAGAUGACAAAAUGACAGUAGAUGGUGUAAUGAAAUUCCUGGAAGAUCUCAAUCUUAGUCCAGAGUCAAGAACAGUCCUCCUCAUUGCAUGGAAGUUCAAGGCAGCUACUCAAUGUGAAUUCACUAAAGAGGAGUUUAUCACAGGAAUGGCUGAUCUCGGAUGUGAUAGUGUAGAAAAACUUAAAAACAAAUGUCCAGGGCUGGAGCAGGAAAUACGAGAUCAGAACAAGUUUAAAGACUUCUACCAGUUUACAUUUAAUUAUGCCAAAAAUCCAGGACAAAAGGGUCUAGAUUUGGAAAUGGCUAUAGCAUAUUGGAAUAUAGUUUUAUCAGGAAGAUUUAAAUUCUUAAAACUAUGGAGUGACUUUUUGACGGAACACCACAAGCGGUCGAUCCCCAAGGACACGUGGAACCUCCUUCUGGAUUUCUGUGCAAUGAUAAACGAGGACAUGACAAACUACGAUGAAGAAGGAGCAUGGCCAGUCCUCAUCGACGAGUUCGUAGAAUAUGCAAAACCUUUGAUUCAGGGACCCCGCAGUACAACAGUAUGAUAGUGAAUACCAACUUUUAACGUGUGAACUAUUUAAUUUUUACAUUCUGUAUGAACAUGUAGACAACAGAGAAACAGCAGUGGAAGAGUACGAGAGGGUGACCUUUCAACUAACAACAAAAGAUGUUAGGCCAAUGCAAUGUAUUUCUGUUGUCAAAGUUUAUCCACGAGGGGGGCGAAACACAUUUUUGUUUUGUCUAUAACUAGAUGGGGAAAUUUUGUUAUUGUUGCUGUUUGUUACUGAGAUACAUGUAAUCUAUCUUAACGACUGGUAACUUUUUUUUUUUUUUUUUUUUUUUGAAAAUGAUAUAUAUCUGCAUCUAAUUCCAAUGUCAUCACCACAUUGUUAAGCUCUAGUUCUAGGUAUCCUUGUCUUAAUCUUCCGCACUUACCGUAUAACUUCUAAACUUAAAACUUAAAAUUAUCAAGACAAAUGGGUUCAAAUCUGCAUCUAACCCUUUCACCACUGUAGACCCUGAUGAACUCAUCCAGAUCAAUGCAUGGAUGAGUCUACUAAAGUUACACAGGGGUGAAAGGGCUAAUAUUCUAAAUUUAAUUUGGUGUCCCAGGUCUGUUUGCGCUAUUAAAGUGCCACUGUAAGAAUACAAUAAAACCGCAGUAUAAGGCUUUUUCACCUUGCUUACUGCCAACAUUUGCGGCUUGCUUAAUUUCUUUGUACAACUUCCUCAAAGUUUCACCAAAGACCUUUUUCUCACAUUUUUACCAGUGAUAUAAAGUGACAAAUUACAUUUUGUUAUUUUCAACAAAAUGAACAAAAAAUUUCAAUUGUGACAUCACUGACAUCAUGAAAUUUUUUUAUUUCAACAUUACUAUACACAAUUCAUUGUCUCAGUAUUUAACGGCUGUGGCGGAUUAUCUACUCAUGGAAAAAUAAAUGUAGUGAAUAGUUAUAUUCCACUCGACCUUAAAUGACCUUAGCUGUUAAUAGGACAUUAAACAAAAUUAAACAAAACCAAUUGUUGGUUGAAUUUGUUUUCAUAUUUUCACUUGUGUAUGCACUCAUAGAAAUAUAAAAUACUGGCCCUCUAUAUAAUGCCAAAAAAAAUCUGAAAUAAAUGUGGCAGUAUAAGAAGAAUUGACUGUCAUUCCUGUAUAACCUCUUUGUUAAGUUGGUUGAUUUUGACUUUAUCACUAGAAAUUAAUUUUGAAAACUGUUAGUCAGUCGGACUAGUAGUUUCCCAGCGUACUAGUCCAUGUGCAAAUCCCACUAACCCAGUAUUACUCAACAUGAUAAGUAUUAUCGAUUUUAGACAACCCAGUUGGGCUAGCAGUUUUUAGAACCACUAGUCCAGCUGGAGAUUUCACUAGCCUCAGACUAUCGGGCUACCCUUAUUGUUGAGAACUGUCACUGCUAUAUAUCAAAACUUAAAGAAAACAUUACAGUAUUUAGAGUGGGCAGACAUUGAGAUAUUAGAGAAGUUAUAUUCAUUUUGUAGGCAUGUUCCUAACUCGUAAGGUGAUAUUUACCAGAUCUAGGCCUCGUAAGGUGAUAUUUACCAGAUAGGCAACAUAUACCAGAUCUAGACCUCGUAAGGUGACAUUUAACAGAUCUAGGCCUCGUAAGGUGAUAUUUACCAGAUAGGUGACAUAUACCAGAUCUAGGCCUUGAAAGGUGAAAUUUACCAGAUCUAGGCCUUGUAAAGUGCCAUUUACAAGAUCUAGGCCUCAUAAGGUGACAUUUACCAGAUCUAGGCCUCGUAAGGUGACAUUUACAAGAUCUAGGCCUCAUAAGGUGACAUUUACCAGAUAUAGGCCUCAUAAGGUGACAAUUUUCAGAUCUAGCCUUGUAAGAUGAUAUUUACAAGAUAUAGGCCUUGUAAGGUGAUAUUUUCAAGACCUAGGCCUCAUAAGGUGACAUACCAGAUCUAGGCUUGUAAGGUGAUAUUUUACCAGAUCAAGGUGAUAUUUUACCAGAUCUAGGCCUCAUAAGGUGAUAUUUUAUCAGAUCUAAGCCUCAUAAGGUGACAUUUUACCAGAUCUAGGCCUCAUAAGGUGAAAUUUUACCAGACUAGGCCUCAUAAGGUGAUAUUUUACCAGAUCUAGGCCUCAUAAGAUGACAUUUAACCGGAUCUAGGCUUCAUAAGGUGAUAUUUACCAGAUUUAGGCUUAAAAUAGCAAUGAUGACAUUGAAUUCCUUAGUUUGUUGGAUAGAAUUACUUAAGAUAAAUUAAUUUGAUUAUGAUUUUUUUGUUAAUCAUGCAUCUUUUUUUGUGAAAAGUGUAAGAAUUCACACCAAGUCUCAUAAUCAUCCGCAAAUUAUAUUUAUCAGAAACUGUGCAGUAGAUCUUGGGUUUUUUAUGCAUUUAAGUGUAACAGUAUAUUUAUAUAGAAAUGAAUUACCAUUAUUAUGGAAAGUAAAUGUGAAUACUUAAAUGUGUGGAUUUUUUUCCCCCACAGAAUCCUUAUAGAAAGUGAUGGUACUGUGGUAUUUAUGUUAUUAAACGAACAUUUGAUAUAUAUAUGUUAUCCUCAUCAAUAUAUGUGGUAAAAUAUAUUCCAUGGGCAGAUAUGUAUUUCAAGCUCAGUGCAAAGUAAGCCAAUACUCUUGCAUAAAGAAAUGGCCUGUUUCCAAUGUAUGAAAUGUCCCAGUGACUUUGAACACAUACAGUGAUACACUAAAUAGUACCUCAAAUCCAGGAGAGUUCUCAUCCAGGUUACUGCGGGAGUUACACUCGCUUACGCUCUCUGCACCCCUGGUAUAUGUCAUAGCAAAAUUGAAGGCAUGCAGCCAGCUAUUUGAUUGGUCUCGGGUAAAAAAACACCUGACCAAUCGCAAUGCUGACACCUGUCCUUGGAAGAUCACAGAGGAGUGAUACCCGACUUCAAAGCCGGUCAAUUUUACUGUUUUGCUUGCCAUUGACUUCUUUUGAUGUACAUCAAAGGAUCAAACAGUCUUCUUGUCUCAUCAACAAGGUGGCACAGACUGAGCCUUCAAUUUUGUCAUGACAUAUUCGAGGGGUGCAGACAACGUGAGUGAACGUAACACCUUAAGUAUGGAGGAUGGAGAGAUCUAGGCUUCUAACAAAUCUUGUUGUAUUACAGUGUGUUGAGUUUGAUAUUUUUUUCAAAAGUUUGAUUUCUAUGUUAUCCAUGAAAGAUGUAUAGGGAUGCACUUUAGUGUUAACCAAAAAAACACAUGAGUAUUUCCUAAGGAAAUUCUUGCAGGAAACUUUUCAUAAAAUCACAAAAAUCAUAGUUUCCUUGAUACUCGAAUUGUUCACAGAGCAAAUAUUAUGAUUAUAUUCUAAUCCACAAUUUAAUUUAUUACAAAGAUCUUGGGGGUUUAUUGGUUUCUGCUAACUUCAAUUUUUAAUCUUCCAACAGUCUUUGCCACUUAAGGUGGAAAGUUCCACCAGUUUUCUACUGGUCAUAAGUCAUACCCACGUCGUGAUGCUAGGCAUUGAAGAGUUACCUGUUUAAUUUCGAUUGUCACAAUUUGAUUCUAAUCUAAAUUUGUUAUAAUUACUGAGCCAUUCCAGGGAAACUGUUAAAAUUAUCAUUCAAAGUGAAUUUGCAGAUAAACUUGUAUUAACAACUACCGGUACUAUAAAAUGCACUUGUCAAAAUGUAUGUCCUGUUUUUCACUAGUUGUAGAUUAAGGAUGUUUUUUCAAGUGUGAUUUUUAAGACUUUAUGUGUAAGUGUUUUUCCAAGAUGAAUCUCCUAAUGAAAUGAUUUUAAAUAAGAAUUGAAAAAAAAAUCUGCUCUUUUACUUAAAAAAAAAAAGCAAAAUGAAGUGGGGUGAAAUUGGAAAUGGAAAUUGAUGUGUGAUAAAUCAAAUUUACCUGAUCAUAUGCAGUCUUCGUCUGCAAUUUGAUCUGAAGAAAAAUUGAAAUGUGAGGUUAUGCACUCCUGGUUUGAAAUGGAUUGUUUUAGCCUUGUUGGUCUGUACGGUCACAUACCAGUUACUACACAGCUACAAAGGAAAUUUUAAGGAAAUAUAUUUACACAUAAAAUACAUUUGUUACAAUUAUUUGGCUAUUUAAACGUAGAACCAGGGAUCAAUCCAUAUUCCUUGUUUUUAAAACAAUUCUCAGACUGACUUUGAAAUUUAAUCUAUCAAUAAUUUGACUCCAAGACUUUUGUGAUGCCACAAUAUAUUGGAAGUCAGGGGCUUAGCUGCCUAUACGCUGGUAUGCAGGUUUAUCCACCAAAAAAACUGCUUGUUUUAUCCCCUUGUCCUCUUAACGAGGCCCUGCCCUUGACCCGCUCCGAAAUCAAUCCUCUCCUAACAAGGGCUAGUUACACCCCUGGGAGUCUGGGACACCUUGAAGUUGUGACAUCACAAUUGAAAUAUUAAUAACAGCCAAUCAUAGCUUCGCUCUAAGUGUUUUUAACUUGUUCACCCCUCAAGAUACAUUUGAACUCUUCCAAUUCAAAGGUUGUAUUAGUUCAUUAUGAAAUUUCAGGGGCAAACAAGUUAAACAUAUGUUUAUGAGUUAUGCCACUGUUAACAGGGUAGUUGUGUGCUGAGUAAGUGUGGUGGUUUUGAUUAAAAAGUCACCAGUUCGUGACCUCUUAUGCGGUGUUUUCAGAUCGUAGACAUUGAUGUAUAAGAACAGUGAAGGAUUGGACUGAAUGUUUUGGCAUGGUGGAGUAUUUGACACAUAAAAAGGAAUUCAAAUUACAACAGAAAAACUCAAAACUAAGUUUAUGUUAACUGUUAUGUUGAAAAUAAAUCUACUGUUUACCUGCUGUAUAUAAUAAUAUGCCUAAAUUGAUCCCAUUGUUUUAUAUACUAACUACCAAAUAAUUCUGAUACAAAAAUCAUGAAAUAUGUCCAAAUAUCAAAUAUUCAUAGGUUGAAAAGUGUUGAUUUUUUCAUUAAACCUAUGAAUUCAAAAUAUUUGCAUGAUGGUAAAUGGUGUUGGAUCGUUCCCCUAUACCUUGUACUUGUAGUGUUUUAAUUUUUUUUAAGAGCUAACAGGUAGUCAAAAAAAAACUGAUCAUGAUUUUAGAUUUUGAAAAUUCUUUGAUUGCUUUGUGAUUAUCUUUAGAGAUAAAGUAGUUUUUCUCUUGUAGGACACUGGAGUUUUUCUGGCUAAACAUUUUACAUUGGUGAUUUUCAAGUAAUUAAAGCAAAUAGGUUGAAGAAAGCUCAGAUGACUUGAAAAGCAGUUUGGGUAUGGGGUGGUUACCAGAAUAUCUCUAGAUAUAUCAGGUUAUUUUGCAAAAAUAUAUAUGACGAUUUUAAUAUGACGCUGCAUUGAAAUAUUUUGUGUAUACCAGUCAUUACAAAAUAAACUUCUUUAUACAUGAAAACUCAAA
Messenger RNA from Mizuhopecten yessoensis (Yesso scallop), 6115 nucleotides. Its product is annotated as DCN1-like protein 1. Gene Ontology annotation, biological process: positive regulation of ubiquitin-protein transferase activity; protein neddylation. Lineage: Eukaryota; Metazoa; Mollusca; Bivalvia; Pectinida; Pectinidae. The coding region runs from base 52 to 828 and encodes 258 amino acids. Gene Ontology annotation, molecular function: cullin family protein binding; ubiquitin conjugating enzyme binding; ubiquitin-like protein binding. The record is from RefSeq and is a predicted model, not a curated record. Gene Ontology annotation, cellular component: ubiquitin ligase complex. The transcript has 7 exons.